AUUUUAGAUAUACAUUAUAUAUAUAAUACAAAAAUACGCACAGAUAUUUGUGUAUAGUAAUAGCAGUUUCUUUUCUUUAAAAAAAGAAGUAAAAAUAAAAUAAAAUGCCAUUACAAAAGGACCUGUACACAGAUGAUGAUCCAAGUUAUGCACGCACUCGCUUAAAUUCUGGAAUCCCCCCACCAUCGCUACGUGAUCGUCGACAGGAUUCACAUGAUCGACCCCACCAUCACCAACAGCAGUAUCAGCAACAUCAGCAAGGAAGACGUAGAGAUGAAAAUUUAAGCGGUUGGAACCCAGCAACUCAACGACCAUCCCACAGACAAGAAUCAUAUCAUCCUUAUCCUCAACAACAGAGACAGUCUUAUAACUCAGGAGGACAAACAAUACCAAAUCAAGCAAACCCAUCUUCUUUCAGACCUAGCCAUAACAGCAGCAGCGGUUAUCCUCCACGAGACCAAUACAGAAAUGAAAGACAUAUAGAAGAGCGUCCUAGAGAAGAGCGUCCUAGAGAAACAAGACAUCAAGAGCCACAGAGACAAAGAGAGGAACGGCCAAAAGCCCAGCACGCCAAAGUCGAUUUACGAACAAGUACCGAUUUUCUCGUCUGUGAAGAUCCAUCAAAGAAACUCAGCAUUGAUCAAAUCACUGCCAAUAUUAGAGCUUCUGGUAUUAAAGAUAAGGAUGAUGACUUUAUUAGUUCUGCCGAAUUGAUCCAGAAAGCCAACGCUUUGCGUGAAACUAUCCGUCAAGCUCCUGCAGAACCAAGGUCCACAGCCAGAGCAAGAAGCAAUCCUUUUGAAUCUAUUGGAAAAUCGAUAUUUAUGAACAGAGCAGCUACAAAACUAGCAGCACUGGACGCUACAUUUUCGUUGAGCUCAACCUCAGAUAACAAGCCUUUAGUGUUUGCUGAUUUGUGUGGAGGACCUGGUGGAUUUACAGAAUAUCUGCUGUGGAGAGUUUGCAGUGGUGGCGGUAAUGCUCAUGGUUACGGCAUAACCCUCAAGAUGCCAGACGAAACAGAUGAAUUAAAUUGGCAAACUGGAAAAUUCCGUUCCGAUGCCCCUUUGAACUUUACGAUUAUUGACGGACCUGAUGGUUCAGGUAAUCUUUAUCACGAAGCAAAUAUUCUUGGAUUUGGAUCAAAAAUCAUGAGCGAAACAAGCAAUCAAGGUGUUGAUUUAGUUGUCGCUGAUGGUGGUUUUGACUUUACUGGAAAGGAAGAACACCAAGAAAAUUAUGCCCAGCGCUUAUUGCUGUGUGAGGCCAUAACGAUGCUUACAUGUCUCAAGAAAGGUGGCACAUAUGUGUGCAAAUUCUUUGACAUGAAUGAGGAGUUCACGGCUGAUCUGGUCUGGUUACUGUACCAAUUGUUUGAGAUGGUCUGCAUCACAAAACCUUUAACCAGUCGUCCUGCCAAUUCAGAAAGAUACCUGGUCUGUAAACAGCUGAGAUUCCAACAGCCAACCGGCCUAAUCAAUGCUCUCAUGAGAGUCCAAAACAUGAUGGAGCACAAACCAGUAAUGAGCUUUGUCAAGGCAGCUGUGCUCACAGAGGAUGAAGAAUUCUUUGAUUAUGUCAAGAUGCGAAAUUUCAAAAUGUUGCUCAAACAGAUUAACUCUCUUACACAAUUGGAUCUUCACCUUAAAGACCCUCAGCGCCCACUGCAGUUUGAUCAAGAGGCUAUUCGUCGUCAAUGUUUAGCAGAAUGGCGCCUUCCUUUGCGAUAAAUGCUGUUAUACAAUUAUCAGCAGAAUAUUAUAUAUAUUUGCACAUAUAUUGAUUGAUUGAUUGAUUGAUUGAUUGAUUGAUUUUUUUAAAAAAAAAUAAAUUAUAAUUUAUUUAUUCUUUUUAUUCUU
Molecule: messenger RNA, 1859 nt
Organism: Phycomyces blakesleeanus NRRL 1555(-)
Lineage: Eukaryota; Fungi; Mucoromycota; Mucoromycetes; Mucorales; Phycomycetaceae
Exons: 10
Coding region: 105-1730 (541 amino acids)
Biological process (GO): 7-methylguanosine mRNA capping
Cellular component (GO): nucleus; cytoplasm
Molecular function (GO): methyltransferase cap1 activity
Source: RefSeq, a predicted model, not a curated record